This is a messenger RNA of Neopelma chrysocephalum (saffron-crested tyrant-manakin), 2481 nucleotides long. It is a transcript of the gene IQCB1, whose product is annotated as IQ motif containing B1. Lineage: Eukaryota; Metazoa; Chordata; Aves; Passeriformes; Pipridae. The coding region runs from base 290 to 2089 and encodes 599 amino acids. Gene Ontology annotation, molecular function: calmodulin binding. Gene Ontology annotation, cellular component: cilium. Gene Ontology annotation, biological process: cilium assembly. The transcript is spliced from 14 exons. The record is from RefSeq and is a predicted model, not a curated record.
CUCAGAGCGCCUGAGGGGUCCCGCGGUGCGGGGGUUCGCGGCACCGGCGCCGCCGCUCGGGGGGGCCGUGGGGGCUCCAAGGUGACACCGGUGGGAGAGGGCACCGCUCCCUCGCCCCCUCCCCUGGCUGAGGCUGAGGGGGAGACGGGCGGCCCGAGGCUUCCAGCCGGUGGUGCAGGAGCUGGAGGUGGGAUGGAGGUAGUGGCGUAAGGACCCCGCGCCUGCACCGCCACAAUUAGGGAGGAAAGAGGCUGGAAUCGCUGGUGGUGUGCGCCUGUUGCUGCUCCCCAUGGCAGCUGCGGACCCCCAGGUCCUGGCCUUGGCUGCUCAGGUCACUGAGAGCGGGGAACAGGACAUCCCCCUGCUGCUGCUGAAGUUAAAGGGAGUUUUAAGUAGCCCUUCCUUGGGAUGUGAAGAAUCAAAAAAAAUUAAGCAAGAUAUAUAUGAUUAUGGUCUUACUCAGUACUGCUUGCUGGUCCUUAGGCAAGACCACUCUCGACUGCGGGGAGGCUGGGCCACUGCUGCCCAGCUAGCAGAGAUACUAAGUCAUUGUUGUGUAGGACUAGAGAUGAAAGAAGAUCUUGAGGAAUUUUACAAGAAGUUUCUUCCUUCAGCUAUAGACAACCUGCUGGUCUUGGGAAAACGCUUGCAAGCGCGAUUUAUCCGAGCAAUCAAGGAUAAAGAAAAACAAGAUUUUUUACACUGGUUCCAAACAGUAACCAAUGCCAUCUGCUGGCUGUUCGGUGGGCAUAUUCAACUAGCAGCAUGUGUACUGCAAAAUGAUUGCUUCCUGCAGUUGUUAAUAACAGAUGAUGUUGAAACAGCAAUUAUAAUGAUGUCUGUUUUACACAAUAUUUUGAGGAUCAAUAGUUCUGUCUUCCUUCAAGCUGAUAAAGCGACCCUUCACUCUAUUUUGGAUGAACUUGUUUAUAAGCUUUCAUCUACCACCAAUCCUGCUGUUGGAAGUGCUGCCACAAAACUGCUGUUGGAGGUGGCCAAACUGAGCAAACAGCUUGUGCAGUUACUCACAGCUCGCUACAAAGGAUUAAAAGGGCUUUUAAAUAAACAGUGGACUGGCAAAGGAUUUGACAGGGAGCUCAAUCAGCUCUUGGACAUGCUGUAUUUGGAACAAUCCAGUGGAAAAGGAGAAAUGCAGACUGUUUCAUUUCAGAAGCAGCAUCAAGCAGCAUGUAUAAUCCAGGCUACGUGGAGGGGAUUUCAGACAAGGAGAAGGCUGAAAAAGCUACCCCAAGCAGUGACCACAUUACAGAGAAGCUUCAGAGCCAAACGGGAACAGGAGCUGCAACACUUAGCAAAACAGAAGGAAGAUGAGGCUCUGAAACUGCAAAUGCAACUUCAGAGACAGAGAGCCAUGAGACUCUUCCAUGAACGACAGCUGGCCUUACUGGAAAGAGUCCAUGCCAGUCAGGUAAAUAAAUACAUGGAGGAAAUGGAGGAUAAAUCAGCAUUAACUAUCCAGAGAUUCUGGCGAGGGUAUAGAGCAAGAAGAAUUUUUCAUCAACAGAAACAAUCUCUUAAGGAGUAUAAAGCAGCUGUCAUCAUUCAGAGAACAGCUUGUAAAUUCUUGGAAAAACGAAGAAAGAGGAGACCUCUCUCUCCUUGGAAAGAACCCAAGGGACUGACUGAUGAGCAGAGACUAGCUUUGCAGCAGAAGGUGGAUGACUACAUCAAAUUGCAUCCGGCUUCCCAAAUGUCAGAAGAAAUGAGUAAAGAAUUACAUAUGCAGGCUCAGGAAAAGCUGGCACAGUUCCUGUUGAGGAGCAGGCUGGAUCAGAGAGCAGCACAGAGGAGAGAGACAUUACUGGCUCAGGUCAACACUGAUGUGGAGCUGCUAAUGAAUGCUCCAGGGUUAGCAGAGACCACAGAAAAAGACAUUGGUGUCUUCGUGAGUCGAUCAGUCCCUGUAGCUACCAAGGCAAGACAAUCCCACAACACUAUGCUGAAACACACUCGCUGGCCAUGGUGGAAAAAGCUUGGAGAUGACUUUAUGGAGGAUGAUGUAAUUCCUGAUGAGGCCCUAAAUACAGAACUGGAAACUCUUUUUAUUGGUGGAAGAAAAUCUUUAUAGGUAACAAGCAGAAGAAUUCUGUAUUCAACCAGACUCAUACCUUGUACUAUGCGCUUACUUUUGUGUGUUUUUAAGGAAGGAAAACAUUUGAAAAAGACUGAAAAAUACCAAAACCUCAUUUUAGUGCAUUUUAUUUAUCUUGGAAAGAAUUCCUUCCUGUACAUCAACAGUUGGAUCCUAUUGAUCUUGUUGCAAAUAGGAUUUAAAUACUGUAGUUGUAAAUGUAGUUGUAAAUAUUUUGUACUUUGUAUCACUUUAAAGGUAAGUUUAUAAACUGUCUUUUCAGUUCUUAUUCACACUGGGAUGCAUAAAAAGUCAGGACAUUGUAAAAGCCUGGGCUUUUAUAGCAAAACAUUUUUAUCAAGUGAUGUGCUUUGAAAUAAAGAUGGGUU